UCAAUUGUGGUCAAACGGAGGUCAAAGCAUGGCGCGAACCAAUGACGCCAUUGCCGGACAUGACGUAUUGAAACGGCGACACAUUUCCGUAUAUUGAAAAGAAAGCUCGAAUCGCCGUACCAUAAUGAAUUCUCGAGGGGUCCAAUCUCAAAUGAAAGACAGUGUAGCUGUGGAAGGCUUGCGUUCAAAGGGGGAUUAUGGAGUACAUGAUACCCUGCGCAGUGGCUUCACCAGUGUAAAGAAUGACAUCAUUCCUGCUCACCCACUGGAGCUGGCAGAAAAAAAUUUUGAGCUGAACCAGGACAAGAUGAAUUUCUCCACCCUCAGGAACAUCCAGGGUCUUCAUGCCCCUCUCAAAUUGCAGAUGGAGUACAGAGCAGCCAGACAGAUCCAGCGCCUGCCAUUCUUACAGAGCUCUAACAUCGCACUGGACACACUCAGAGGAACUGAUGAAAACAUCGGCUUUGAGGACAUCCUCAACGAUCCAACACAGAGUGAAAUAAUGGGUGAGCCACACGUGAUGGUGGAAUGCAAGCUGGGAUUGUUUUAGAAUAUGAUAGAUAUGUAGGUUCUAAUUUGUUUGCUUAUUUGCCUGCAUCUGGUGAAACUGAAAUGACAUCUUUUCUAUGAUUCCAAACUGGUUGGCAACUGUAAUAAACGUCUCUAAAAAUGUU
Messenger RNA from Doryrhamphus excisus (bluestripe pipefish), 674 nucleotides. It is a transcript of the gene pomp, whose product is annotated as proteasome maturation protein. NCBI's taxonomy places the organism in Eukaryota, Metazoa, Chordata, Actinopteri, Syngnathiformes, Syngnathidae. The record is from RefSeq and is a predicted model, not a curated record. Gene Ontology annotation, cellular component: cytoplasm; nucleus. Gene Ontology annotation, biological process: proteasome assembly.